AUGAAUAGUGAGAGUAAGUCGGACAGAAGUGAAACAACGAAAAAGUACGAAUUUGAAGAUAUUGGUAAUUUACAGAAGGACAUUUGUGAGUUGAAUCAUAACAUAAAUGAUGAAAACAAAUUUAGUGAAAUACAGAAAGAGGCAAAUGUUGAUAUAUUUGAUAUGCAUUACACUGAAAUAAGCAACACUUUUGUAAAGGUGUAUGAAAAAGGGGAUGAUAAUAAUGACAAUGUUAGAAGAAAGAGUAUAAUUAUUAACAGUAAUAGUAAUAGUAAUAACAAUAGUAAUGAUAGUAAUAACGAUAAUAAUGAUAGUAAUAACGAUAAUAAUGAUAGUAAUAACGAUAAUAAUAUUAACAACAAUAACACGAAUAACACGAAUAACACGAAUAACACGAAUAACACGAAUAACAGUAAUAACAGGAAUAACAAUAGUAAUGAUAGUAGGAGCAUUGUUGAAAAUUUGAUUCAAAGUAAUGAUGAUGAUAAUAUCCGUAUUAAUAUAGAAGGGUGCAGUGAAUUAAGUAAAAACGGAGGUGAUGAAAAGAACGAUUUCAGUUUAAAUAACAUUUCAGAAAAUUCUUAUGAACAUGUUAAGGUGAAUUUAUCAAAUCAUAAUUUCACGGAAGUGGAUAGUUUCCCGCGGAAUGAAAUGAAUGAAGACAAUUCCGAUGAAUGUAAAAUGAAAAUGAAAAUUCAAAAUUUGCUAAAAUUGGUAGGACUUUUAAAAGCACAAAUAAAUCAAAAGGAUCAAGAAAUUUACAAAAUGGAAGUAGAUUUCAAAAUGAGAAAGGAAAAAAAUGAAAAGAAUAUUUAUAUGCUGGAUGAACUAAUUGCAGAGAGUGAAACAAACACAGAAAGAGUAGAAGCGGAUAAUUUCCUUAUGAAAAAAAUGAAAAGCAUCUUAAUAUCGCAGAAUGAAGAAAUAGUUUCAUUGAAUGAAGAAUUAAAAAAAAAAUCAAAAGAAAUUUAUUAUCUUAAUGAAGCAAAUAUAACAAAAAAUGAAAAAUUGGUUGAAUUAAAAAAAGAGAUCGAAACAAACUAUAUGCAGUUGAAAGAAUAUAAGAGCAUUCAAAACGAGCUAGAGGUUGAUGUAAAUAAUAAAAUGUACAAUGCAGAAAGCUAUCUAAAUAUAACAAAUCAAAAAUUAAUGGAAAACAAUAUUAAUAUAAGGGAAAAAAAGCUAAAUAUAGAAAAACAAAAAAGAGUAAUAAAAGAGUUAUAUAAUCAAUUAAAUAAGAAAGAGGAAAAUAUUUCAGAACUUAGAAGUAUUAUUGAAAGUAUUGAACUAAAUAAUAGUAGAGAUAUUAUAAAAUAUAAACAAAAUAAUAUGGACCUGAUAAACAGGUUAAGCUUAAAUAACUCUCUAAUGAAUAGUCAAAAAAUUGAAAUUGAAAAUAUGCAUAUGAAUUAUAAACAAUUAGAAGAAGAAUUAAAAAAUAAAGACAAUGAAUUAAAAAAAUUGCACCAAAAUCUUUUAGCGAAGGAUGACGAAAAUAACAAAAUGUUACAUGAUAUAAACAGACUUAAAUUUGAUAUGGAAAUAAAAAAUAUUGAUGUUUCUAAUAUAAAACAAAAAAUUAAAAAUAUUAAAAAAGAAUAUUCUAUACAUUUAAAAAAACAAAAAGAGAAAUUUACAGGUGUUAUUAAUGAAAUUUACAAAGAAAAAGAUGAAAUUAUAAAAAAUCAUGUUGACAAGUUGUCAAAAUUGACUUCUCAAUACAAUGAAAUGGUUUCCCUUAACGAAGAUAUAAAAAAUGAAAUGAAUUUUCUGAAGGAUGAAAUUCUGAAAAAGUCCUGUGAAAUCGAAAAGUUGCAAGAUCGUUUGUUAGAUUACGAAUCGAAAUUGUUAAUAUAUGAAAACAACAAUGAAAUUAAAAUAUUAAAAAAAAGUGAAGAUCAUCUGAGGAAGCUUCUAAGCAAACAUAUACACAGAAAUGAGCAACUGCUAAAUACAACCCUUCUGUUACAAAAAUCGACGUUAGAAAAUAACACACUAGAGAAAAAAAUAAUUGAGUUAAAAGCUAAAACGUACAGAAAGGAUCAAGAAAUAAAAAAACUACAGGAAACAAACACUAGAAAAAAGGAUCCAAAUAGUAAUUCGAAUAUCAGUGAAGAUAUUAUUCUGACCAGUGCAGAUAACAGUAAUAACAAAAGUAAUAAUAAUAAUAAUAAUAGUAAUAACAAUAGUAGUAAUAACAAUAAUAGUAAUAACAAUAAUAGUAGUAAUAGUAAUUAUAAUAGCGUUAAUAAUAUUAAUAUUGAUGUUAAUAGUGACACGCAUAUUAUUAACAAUUUGAGAAAUUUUAACAACUGUUGUACGGAUGAAGAUAAUUCCAUUUAUAUGUUAAAAAAAACAAGUGAGAAAAAUAAUAUGCUCGAUGUAUUUGUAGAAAAUGAAGAUAAAAUUCAAAAUAUGAAAGAUUCCUUCCCCAGUUCAUUUAAUGAUGACCCUGUUCAUGUAGCCUUAUGUGAAUAUCUUAAUUGUAUGAAGAAGAAUAAUACUUCCUUUAAAAUAAACAAAAUUAAUGAUAACACUUAUUUGUUGAAUAAUAAAAAAGUGUUCAUAAAAUUUAUCAAUGGCGAUCUGUAUGUAGAAGAUGGUGCAUAUCCAGUCAAGUUGCAUGAUUACUUGCUAGGUAUUACAGACUAA
Molecule: messenger RNA, 2652 nt
Organism: Plasmodium malariae
Lineage: Eukaryota; Apicomplexa; Aconoidasida; Haemosporida; Plasmodiidae
Product: conserved Plasmodium protein, unknown function
Exons: 3
Coding region: 1-2652 (883 amino acids)
Source: RefSeq, a predicted model, not a curated record